Messenger RNA from Neltuma alba, 580 nucleotides. Its product is annotated as transcription factor CPC-like. NCBI's taxonomy places the organism in Eukaryota, Viridiplantae, Streptophyta, Magnoliopsida, Fabales, Fabaceae. The record is from RefSeq and is a predicted model, not a curated record. The coding region runs from base 93 to 359 and encodes 88 amino acids. Gene Ontology annotation, biological process: cell differentiation; regulation of DNA-templated transcription. Gene Ontology annotation, cellular component: nucleus. Gene Ontology annotation, molecular function: transcription cis-regulatory region binding. The transcript has 3 exons.
AAAUAUUUGCUUCGAAAGUUUCCCAUUUGCUUUUCCCAUACUCUUCUUUCAAUUCUUCUCUUAAACCUUGCUAUUUCCCAGAAAAGAAAGCCAUGGACAAGUGCCGCAGAAAGCAAGAAAAGACUGAAAGCUCUUACUCGGAAGAGGUGAGCAGCAUUGAAUGGGAGUUCAUAAACAUGUCAGAACAAGAAGAGGAUCUCAUUUACAGAAUGUACAAACUGGUGGGAGACAGAUGGAGUCUGAUAGCAGGUAGGCUUCCAGGUCGAAAGGCUGAAGAAAUUGAGAGGUUUUGGAUUAUGAGACAUUCUCAAGUGUUUGCUAGCAGAAGACAAGAAAAGCCUACCAGAUGUGAAUCCUAAUUUUAUAUAAUAAUGCCCUCUUCUUCUUCUUCUUCUUCUGUUUCUUUUGUUUUCAAGAACAGCUUCCUUAAUUAUUUCUCAACUCUUUUUGUAUCCCUUUUUUGUUUUCCGAUGCUAUUUGGCUAAUCCGCUUAAAUAUUAGGUUUAUUUUCCGGAUUUUUUAAAUCGAUAAAUUGCAAAGAUGAAAAUAAAAAAAAAUUAACUUUACUAUUUUGUCGUCA